Messenger RNA from Scheffersomyces amazonensis, 1656 nucleotides. RefSeq names its product zinc finger-containing protein (gene ZPR1). Gene Ontology annotation, cellular component: nucleus; cytoplasm. The record is from RefSeq and is a predicted model, not a curated record. Lineage: Eukaryota; Fungi; Ascomycota; Pichiomycetes; Serinales; Debaryomycetaceae. The coding region runs from base 65 to 1603 and encodes 512 amino acids. Gene Ontology annotation, molecular function: zinc ion binding. The transcript has a single exon.
UCCCCACCCUACUGAAGACUUUGAAGAGUCUCAUAUUGAAAAGAAACCUAAACUCGUCUCUACCAUGUCUGACGAUCAAACCCCAACAACAACCGAGAAAAAGGAAGACUUUUUCCCGGAAAUAGGUGAUCAAGCUCAAGAUGUCGAUGAUGAACAAGAACCUUCAUCUACUAAUAAUGAAGUUAAACAAACUGGAGCAUUUGAUGCUGAAGGUCAUCCAGUUCAAGAGAUCGAAUCUCUUUGUAUGAACUGUCAUGAAAAUGGUACAACUAGAUUACUUUUAACUAAGAUUCCUUACUUUCGAGAAAUUAUUCUUAUGUCAUUUGAAUGUCCUCAUUGUGGAUUAAAGAAUAGUGAAAUACAAGCUGCUGCUCAAAUUGCUGAAAAGGGAGCAAGAUAUGUAUUAAAGAUUGAAAAUAAACAAGAUUUUAAUCGUCAAGUGGUUAAAUCUGAAACUGCUAUGGUUCGAUUUAAUGAAUUAGAAAUUGAAAUUCCUCCAAAAAGAGGUCAAUUAACUAAUGUAGAAGGAAUUUUAGAAGAUAUGAUUGAAGAUUUACAAGCUGAUCAAGAAUCUAGAAAAUCUGUUCAACCAGAAAUUUAUACAAAGAUUAAUGAAGUUAUUAAUAAGAUUCAUUCUUAUAUUAAUGCUGAACCAAAUACUCUUCCAUUAACAUUCACUAUUGAUGAUCCAGCUGGUAAUUCUUGGAUUGAAUAUUCUCCUGGUGAACCACAACAUAAAUGGGCUAUGUAUGAAUAUACUAGAACUGCCGAACAAAAUGUAUUCUUAGGACUUAUCUCUGCUGAUGAUGCCUUUAGAUUACAACAAGAAGAAGCAGAAGCUAAGAAAUCAGCUACUGCUCAUAAUGUUUCAUCAUCAUUAGCUCAAUCUUCUACCAAGACAACUUCUACAUCUAAUAAUGAUAAUGAUAAUGAUGAAUCAUUUAAUCCUAAAUCAACUGGAUUCAUUUCUGAUCAAACGGAAAUUGAAAACCUUGAGAAUGAAGUUCAAGUAUUUCAUGCUACUUGUUCAUCAUGUUUUAAACCAUGUGAAACUCAUAUGAAAACUGUUAAUAUUCCUCAUUUUAAAGAUGUUAUUAUUAUGUCUACUGUAUGUGAUUAUUGUGGUUAUAAAUCUAAUGAAGUUAAAACUGGAGGUGCUAUUCCAGAUAUGGGAAAAAAGAUUAGUUUAAAAGUAACUGAUCCAGAAGAUUUAGCUAGAGAUAUCUUAAAGAGUGAAACAUGUGGUAUGAGUAUUCCUGAAUUAAAUUUAGAUUUAACUCCAGGAACUCUUGGAGGUAGAUUUACUACAAUUGAAGGAUUAUUAACUCAAGUUAAAGAAGAAUUAUAUUCUAGAGUAUUUACAAGAUCAUCCGAUUCAAUGGAUGAUGAAAAUAAAUCAAGAUGGACAACAUUCUUUGCCAGACUUGAAGAUGCUAUUGAUGGGAAAAUUCCCUUCACUAUUAAUAUGAUUGAUCCGUUAGCUUCAUCAUAUAUUCAAAAUGUUUAUGCUCCUGAUAAUGAUCCAAAUAUGUCUAUUGAAGAAUUUGAAAGAAGUUAUGAACAAAAUGAAGAUUUGGGUUUGAAUGAUAUUAAGACUGAUUAGUUAGAUUGUACAUUAUAGAUCAUCGCAUAGAAUAUAUUAUACCUUAGUCCUGU